Iphiclides podalirius (scarce swallowtail) is the source of this 405-nucleotide messenger RNA. Lineage: Eukaryota; Metazoa; Arthropoda; Insecta; Lepidoptera; Papilionidae. The record is from the annotation of a GenBank genome assembly.
AUGUGGGGUGUGCUAUGGGUCGUGGAGGCAUUGGCGCAGUUGGUGGCCGUGGUGGCUACGCCGCUGGAGCCAGCACCAUUGAACUUUCGAGCGAUUGAGUUGAAUAACUUCGACUACGGCGUGAACGGACAUGGAGGAGGCGAAUUAGAGGGCAUUGAUAACUGGGCCAAUGAUCUCUACGCGCUCGGGGACGGCCUCGGGUGUUUAUAUAUAACAAUAGAAUGCGUCGCGUGUCGCAGUCAACACGGCGACCGCUUCGGUUGCAAUACGAGCAGGCGCCCCUGCAUCCGGGUAACGGGACCUCGGCGCGACGCUAGUCACCUGGGUGGGCAACAUCCAUCAAGGUUUUUGGGGAUCUUCCCACUCUCCGAUGAGUACUGUUUGUCGCCUUUAACUUGGCCACAC